Gryllus bimaculatus (two-spotted cricket) is the source of this 6330-nucleotide messenger RNA. NCBI's taxonomy places the organism in Eukaryota, Metazoa, Arthropoda, Insecta, Orthoptera, Gryllidae. The record is from the annotation of a GenBank genome assembly.
GUAGUAGUGUAGGGUGCCAUCACCUACAACGCGCGUUGGUCGUUGGUGUGAUCUUGGAGGGAUAGUUGGCAGCGCUGGAUACAUCCAUUCCGUUGUGCGGCAUGUGCUACCUUUCUUGCAACGGGAGGGUGGUGCGCUGUUGAAGGAGGACAGUGCCCGCCCUCACACUGCCCACGCUACACAUCACACUCUCCGCGAUGUUCAACUGCCCUGGCCGGCAGGCUCGCCGAAUUUGUCCCCGAUCUAGCUUGUGUGGGACACGAUGGACCAACGCCUGAAACGUUGCUGUGGAAUAGUUGACUUCCCCAACUAUUCUGCCUGCUCUGCGUGCGGCAGUGCAGGAGGCGUGGAACGUACGAUUGAAUGCCAGCGCGUGUCAGGACUCCUCGUACUGCACGCAGUAUGGAUGAGGAGUUUCCAGUCCAUCGUUCUUUCUGUUGUUGGACGUGCGAGACUCACAUGGCUCUGCCCAUGUAAUCAUGGUAGUAUUCUGUCUGUGAAGCAGGAACCUGAAGAUCCUGAAGAACCUGAAGUGGACGAUGAUAAGAACAAUGAAGUGUUCCUUGAACAGUGUUCCUUUAUUAAAAAAGAAGAAAUGGAAGAUGAUGUGGAUGAUGACUGUAUUGCUUAUGGGGAGAUGCAGAAUGAGGAGGUGUUACCAGACAGUUUCCCAGUUCCUGUUGGUCGCCCAAUGCGCAUUGAAGAGGAAUAUGAAGAGGAUCCAUCAACAUCAGAGAGUUUUACAGUUCCAGCUACUGUUCCUAAUAAUUCUUCAAAAGAUUACAUACUCCCAGAUGACGGAGCUGUGUUUCCACUAUUCUUGAAACAGCAAAGUGAUGUUCUUCGUACUCGGAUGUCACAUCAUAUUCUUGGUCAACAAGCUACACGCACACCAAACCAGGAAUCAUCGACUCCAACAAUAUCUCCUGAGAAACCCAGCUUUCAACUUGGCAAUAAACCCAAAAAAUCAUCUUUUAUAGAUAUAUCGCCUGUUUCAAAUGAAAAUCUCAGUGAACGAGCCAAGGAAGUUUUGAAGCGUUUGGCCCGAAUAUGCCCCAAGGUUGAUAAAAGAACUCACAACAUUGUGAGUAAGAAAGUACAAAAUUCACUUAUGGAAUUAGAUGUUAAUACAAAUAUGCAAACAUCUGCAGCAAGCACUAAUCAUAUUACUCUUACACAACCUCAAAUGAAACAAGUUUCAAUAAGAACAGAAGAAGUACUAUCAAAAUCACAGGUAAUAUUAUAUAAAAUUAGGAGCAAUAAUCAAAUAUCAGGAGCAAUAAAAAUAUAUCUUACAAGUGCAUGGUCUUUUGUGAGAAUGAUACUUACACCAUCACAAAAUAAUAAUAAAACAAUAAACCAUAUAUUGUCAUUUGGGGAUCCAUUUCCCCUGAAAGCAGUAUGUACACCUUCACAAGCACAGGCCUGGGGCUCAGUCGUCAUUUUGGGAGCAGUAACUGGACACCAGAGCCAGAAUCAAAUGCUGACUCUUGGACCAAUGGCUGUAACAACACAGCAACAGAAAACGGGCCCUGGGGUGUUUCUUGAAAAAGCAGCUGUACAAAGCCAACAGGAAUUAGGUCAGUUCAUGCGUGUAACAACUGUACCUGUACCAACACAUCAGGGUUUAAGCCAAAUGACAUCUGUAGCAGCUGAACCUACACUACUCCAACAGGGAUUAGGUCAAGUAAUAACUGUAGCAACUGAUACUCCAACAAUUCAACAACAGGGUUUAAAUGGAAUGAUAUCUAUAGCAGCUGUACCGUCACAAACUGAAAAUAAGGGAUUAAGUCAAAUAAUUUCUGUAACAAAUGAAUCUCCAGCAACUCAACUACAGGGUUUAAAUGGAAUGAUAUCUGUAGCAACUGUACCUGCACAACCCAAACAACAGAAGCUGGGUCCAUUGUUGACUAUUAGAACUUUAAAUACAUCUAAUCAACAAGAGAAUUCUGUGAACUCUCGGAGCUCUGUGCGUGGGCAAACCCAUCGUCAGAUAGUAAUGGGUCAUGCAAUAGCCUUAGGAUCACAAACCCAAGAACAGAGAAUAGGUCAAAUCAUGCCUGCAACUGCCAGCAUCAACUGCCAACAGCAACAACUGCCAACAACAAAUCAGGGUUCAGGGCGACUGAUAUCUAUAGCACCUAAACCUGCACAACCACAGGAGGUAAAGGUAUUAGGUCAAUUGGGAUCUGUAGAAAAUGAUCUCCCAACAUCUCAACAACAGGGUUUAAAUCAAAUUAUGUCUAUAGCAACUGUACCUGCACAAGCCAACGAAAAGGGUUUGGUUUCAGUGAUGUCAGUAGGAGCGAUGUCAGUUCCAACCUCUCACCAGGUAAUAAGUCCCAUUAAUUCAGUGCAAACAGACCCACGACAAACAUUACAUCAUGCAAUGCCUGUUGAAACUGUGACAAUCUCAGCUCCACUUCAGGCAUUUGGCUCUAUAUUAGCCAAGACUCCACUUACACCAGUUACAAAUGCAACUGCAACUGUACCAGCUUCAGGGCCUGUGAAAGCAUCAACAUCAGCAUCAGGACCACUGCAAGCCCCUACCUGGACAUCAUCAGCACCUAGUGUAGCACCACAUUUAAUGCGAGUAGAAGCAACAAAACAAGAACAUGGGCAAGCACCAGCACAGGUGCAGACAUUGACACCAGUUCGAGUGCAAGCACUAGAUCCAACAGCAGCUUCCAGUCCACCGUUACUGCCCAAAGUAGUGCAACAAAUAGCUCCUACACCAAUGCAAGAUCCGACACAAGCACAAGCACCUGUGCAAACUUCAGUGUCAAUGGAAGCAGUAACAAAAUCUCCCCUUUUAGUGAAAGCAUUGUCAUCAGCAUUCAAGGGAAUAGUAGAACCUGUCAGAACUGCAACAUCAAACUCUACACCUGCGUCUGUGCAGGUGUCACCACCAACGUGUGUACAAAGAUCAGUGCCAGCAGCAUCAUCAAUUUCUCAAGAGGACUUAAACUUGGGGUUAGCUGUGAAAAUGUAUAAAAUAUAUACAAAAAAUGAGGACACUAAGGCACCCGGUCCCUGGAGAAUGUAGGGAAGUGACAUCAGGCCAAUAGUGUAGUGUCCAGAAGAUUGGUUAGUGUGUGGUGAGUGAAAAAACACAUUGUGAAAGGAUCUCUUUGAGUCUAGAUAAUCAAGCCCAGUAGGGUAUCUAGGUAUAAAUAUAAAUGCCAAAAAAAAAAAGUACAAUAAUUUCAACGUGAAGCCAGGGCUGGGCAAAACUAGCAAAAACAGAUUUGACUUCACGAUGUCGGGGGUUUCAUGUUGAAAAUUAAUAAAUUGAGAAUAUGCAGUAUUUUCAAUUAAUGAAAUUUAUCUAUGUAGGGGAAAAUAGGGUAAACCUGAAGUGUUUUGUUUAACUUAAUAAACCUGACAGAAAAACUGUUUUCUAAUUCUGAAGUUCUAUCAUUAAGAGAUGAUCCUUAAGUUUUAUUACAUCAAAACAGAAAUACAGUGAAAUCUCAGUAUAAAGUAGGUCAUAAAAUCAUUUUACUGAAAACACAAUUGUAUGUAAUUUAUUUUGAAUAGUUUUCCCAACACACAAAAAUAAUGAAAAAACAAACAAACAAUGCAUCACUCAUUAAAAUAUUCUGUGAUGGAAGUUUGUUUUGUCUUUUUGAGUGAGUUGCUUUCCACAAACUCUUCUACCUCACUUAAUGAUUUGAAUAUUGUCUCUGGAACAUUUAUAUUUUUCUCCAUAUACACUUUUAAUGUUUCAAGGCACUUCACUGCCUCUGUGUAAUUUUGUUUCUUCUUCUACUUCUUCCUCUUCAUUAUUUUCUUAUGAUGUAGUCAAAGAUUCAACAUCACUCUGUGAGGCAGUGACUCGUUUCAGUCCCAGCAUCAAUAUUAACAUAAUCAUCAAAUGUUGCAGAUGAUGGAAGUUCUAACUCCUUUGCAAUUUGUUCCCACACCUCACAAUGAUCUUCACAAGCCACAACCUCUGGCAAAGCACUUUAUUUGAAAAUACAAAAUUCCUGACUUUCUUCAACAAUUAGUAAUUGUUGUUGCUUUCACAUUCCACCAACCUCCUCCUAACAUUUGUAUCUUUUGCACAAUGUUGAUUUUGGUUGAAACUUUCAAUCUAAAGUUUAUUAGUUAUCUGCUGAACCAGUCUUUUCUGAUAGCAGACCUUUUCAUUAUGAAUAGGGGGCGUAUUUUAAUGACCUGAAAUGCUUUUAAAAUGUUUUAAAAAUGACCUAAAACCAGAGAAAAAUUACGUAAAGAAUGUGAACAAGACCAGAUCUGCCUACGUAAGCCCAAGCAAUCCACAUUCUUCAGAGUGGUGAUAUUUGCAAGACCUACCAUAUAGGAGGAUGUAAAGGCAAGAACAAGUCCAGGAUCGGCAAGCACAGUAACAAAUAUGGAAACACCUUUUAUUCUUGUGCCUGAUGCUUUGAAGCUAUGAAGGAUUUGAUUAUUUAAAGUUUAUUGAGGAUCAAGAACUUUACAAGAUAAAAUAAUUUUAAUUUUUGUUAAAUAUUAAUGUUAUCUAUUGUUAUAGGCAUCCAUGGUUAUCUAUGUAAGAAAAAUUUUAGCACAACAUUGACAUUCUUUAACAAUUCAGAAAUUGGAGUUAAAAUCCUUAUUUAGAUUUAUUUAGUCAAAAAACCGUCAAAACUGUGUGAGGUAUGGGGGAGAAGAUAAUCUGCGCAAGUUUUCUUGAGUUCCAGAAUCCCUUCCCAUCAUUAUAACUAUAAAUAAUUGAAAGACAAGUAAAAGUUAAAGAUAAGUAAAUAAAUAAAAAUAAAAUUUAAAAAAGCGUGAGUGAAGAGACAUUUGGAAAACUAGACAUUUUCGUUCCCGAGUUACAAAAAACGGUUUUGCUAGUAAACAAGCUGUAGAUUUGAUUUUCUGCAUUGCUAACAAAAUAGUAAGCGCCCUUACCUGCUACCACUACAAGCAAAAGGAGAGUUCAACAAAAGUGUGCAUAGUGAAGCUAUCGUAACGAUUGUAUUGAUGAUAACACUACAAAAAUUUGUACCCUUUGAAAUGACGGGUUCGUCCUACUAGGUAGAAGGAUAAUCACUGUCCUUCUUGUGUUAAAACGAUGAAAUCGGCUAAACAAAUGCAUUAAAAAUUAAGGAAAAGAGUAAAAAAUGACUUCUUAGUCAAUCAACAAAAAAACAAAAAAAGACAUAUAAAAAUGGGUAAUUUCUUUUUCUCAUAAUAUAAAAUUAAUUUCUGAAAUGGCAUUGUUCUAAAGUGUAAAAGAAAAAAGAAUGGCAUUUCAUUGAAAUCCAAUUCCUAAUUAUGAAUAAUUCCCGAGUCUAGUGCCUGCAGUACAGAAGUGCAGUUGGGAGGGAGGAAUCCAAUAUUGAUAUUUCCCAACCUGCUGUUUACUUUAUGAGCAGAGCAAUUAUCUACCAACAACAGGAUUUUUCUUUUGUAUUUUCUAAUAUCUUUGUUCAACUCAAGAAGCUGUUGCGUUGUUCGUUGCCCCUGUUGCUCUGAAACGAAGAGGGGGGAGGAACCAUGCAUUAUAUCAGGCCGUGCCGUGCAUAACGCAGUGAAAUACAUUGGGAUGAUUAUGAGUUUCUGAAUUUACUAGAAAAAAAAUCAUAAAAUCUGAAAAACCUAUUUUUGAAUAAAGGGGGUGUUGACCCGGUAGAGCGCACAACGUUCUCGCCCGACAUGGAUGCUGGUUACCUUCACUUCGCUCUAACCACCUUUCGCGGGCCACUCAGUUGGACAACCCUGUCCUAAGCGAAUCUUCUUUCUAUUGGGGCACAUCGCAGAUUGUUCCUUCGUUUUUUUAAAUUGUUAUUGCGUUUUAAAGUGAAACUGAAGUUGUCAUCGUGUUAUAUACAUGUGCUACAUCAACCUGCUUCAUCCCACUAUUUAUUUUUACUUUCUCGCCCUUACGAACUACUUCAUAUGAAGAGUAAGUUAUGGAAUCAUGCAGCGGAAAACAGCUAAUUUUCGGCAGGAAAACUCUUAUUACCGGGCCCUGGUAACGAAAAAGUGGAUAAAACAUGUGUGGUCAGAAUUAAUAAUUUGUGGGUCCUUAAUACCGGAAAAUGGAUUACAAGCAAAAGUAUGUCUGUCCGUCCGCGGUCAACGCUAACGCUUAAACCGUUUAUCCGAUUUUUUCCAAAAUUGAUAUUCCGCGAUCGAUCUGAAUGAACUCGAGGCUUUGAGAGUUUCAAACGGAUAUUUUGAUUUUUGAGGGUACUUUACAAGAAGUCUCAAAACAAUUUCAAUAUUUUUUUAAAAAAAUGGCACCAUCUUUUUUAUCAGGUCUUGUCUACGGAUGGCGUAAAGGACACUUAAGAGAAUGAUGCCGGUCUCAGGUUCGUUGAAAUUCCUAAAUUUUUG